This is a messenger RNA of Somion occarium, 530 nucleotides long. The record is from the annotation of a GenBank genome assembly. NCBI's taxonomy places the organism in Eukaryota, Fungi, Basidiomycota, Agaricomycetes, Polyporales, Cerrenaceae.
GUAGGGAUAGCCUCGUCCGGUAUGGACACAAGCAAACUGUGUUUCGCAAAUUCAGAUAGGCCCCUUCAAUGGUUCGUGACAUUUACUGCGGACCACGAAGUCUGUCAGGCAAUCUUGGUAGAGAUGCCUUCAUAUCCUUCCCAUUUACCCAGUCCGUCGUUGAUGUCAAGAAUCCUCGUUCCAUAGAAGAUAUGCGCAGUGGACGCUCCAGAUGCUCCAUCUAUCCCGUACAGAGUUGUAGGAAGCGACACAGGCACCGCAAAUGUUGCAUCUAUAACGAGUUUUGUGUGGUUUCUCGGGAAUUGUAUACCACUGAAGGGCGGCAUCAUAAGGUUCGGUAUGAGUCCAUUUGAAAGCGGAGGCUUCGAAGUGAACGAAUAGGAUGCAACACGUACCUUUAAGCCUUUGACAAUUGGUGCAAUGGCAGUAUGCACUCAAGACAGGCAGAGCGGACAGCGAAUACGAGACCGAGCCACAGAAACAGCUGCCUUUGAGAAGGGAUUCGGCCAUAAUGAAGGAGGGGAGUCGCU